AUGAAAGUUUACAACAGCACCCUCCCUCAUUGUUUGUGCAUAGCAGAUUUGGGCUGUUCUUCAGGAACCAACAGCCUAUUGGUACUCACAGAGAUUAUAGAUACUAUUGAAUUGGCACGAAACCGGUUGGGUCAUCCAUCGCUUGAAUACCAAGUGGCACUAAAUGAUCUUACAGGGAAUGACUUCAACACCAUUUUCAAGUCCUUGCCAGCUUUAUAUGAGAAACUCAAGAAGGAGAAGGGAGAAAAUUUUGGUCCAUGUUUCAUAUCAGGACUGCCUGGUUCUUUUAUUGGAAGGCUCUUCCCAUGCAAGACUAUUCACUUUGUUCACUCUUCCUACAGUGUUCAUUGGCUUUCUCAGAAGGAUUUCUCAGUGUUCUUAAAGUCACGUUAUGAUGAACUAGUACCUGGAGGCCAUAUGGUCAUGACAAUGCUUGGAAAUAAAAGUGAGGAUCCAUUUAGCAGAGAUUUUUGUACCCUCAUGGAGCUUUUAGCAAAGUCACUCAAAGAUCUGGUCUCAAAGGGGCUCAUUGAAGAGGCUAAGGUGGAUUCAUUUAAUUUACCACUUUAUGCGCCUCGUCUUGAAGAAUUAAGGACCAUAAUUGAAAGAGACGGAUUAUUUGAUUUGGAAAAGCUAGAAAUCUUUGACGUGAAUUGGGAUCCUAAUGACGAUAACCAUAAUGAAGGAUUCAUGUUUGACAAUAUCUCUAGUGCAAGAAAUGCAGUAAGGUGUGUAAGAGCUGUUACAGAGUCCAUGUUUGUUCAUCAAUUUGGAGAAGCUAUAAUAGACAACUUGUACCAGAGAUACACAGAGAUUAUUGCUGAGCACUUGUCUAAGGAGAAUGCCAGAGAGAAGUCCAAGUAUGUUAGUCUAUUAAUUUCCAUGAAGAGGAAAUGA
Molecule: messenger RNA, 897 nt
Organism: Macadamia integrifolia
Lineage: Eukaryota; Viridiplantae; Streptophyta; Magnoliopsida; Proteales; Proteaceae
Product: S-adenosyl-L-methionine:benzoic acid/salicylic acid carboxyl methyltransferase 1-like
Exons: 3
Coding region: 1-897 (298 amino acids)
Biological process (GO): methylation
Molecular function (GO): S-adenosylmethionine-dependent methyltransferase activity
Source: RefSeq, a predicted model, not a curated record